Molecule: messenger RNA, 1436 nt
Organism: Cydia pomonella (codling moth)
Lineage: Eukaryota; Metazoa; Arthropoda; Insecta; Lepidoptera; Tortricidae
Product: serine protease snake-like
Exons: 11
Coding region: 240-1418 (392 amino acids)
Biological process (GO): proteolysis
Molecular function (GO): serine-type endopeptidase activity
Source: RefSeq, a predicted model, not a curated record
AUAAUGACUUCUACGACAGUGCUUAUUGAUCGAGUGAUGCAUGUAAUGUAUAGAGUAGUUAAAGCGACAAGGUUAUAUAGUGGCCUAGGAUUCAAAUUGGUUGAAUGUACACGUCUUUAACCAGAUGACCGCGAAAACAAACUGAGAGAAGACGUCUUACGUUUACAUAAACAAAGUUAUUAUCUUGCCUAUACUCGUAUUGCCUUUUAUGACUGUAAUAUAGAAUUAUCAUUAGGAAAAUGCUCAAGUUAAUUUUAAUUUGCUCAGUGUCGUGUUGCGUGCAAACUGUGGGAUCAUAUAAGGAUUUUAACGCAAUAAUAAGAAAUAAAAGGCAAGAUGUCGACUCCAGGUGGUCGUGGGGAUUCGUUGACGAUUAUGAAACGACAACAAAAACAAGAAGCCACGAGCCAUACGUAAGCCCCAGUCCAGAACCAGAACCAGAAGUGUGUCAACCGUACAACCCACCUACUCCAGACUUCGGGGCUCCUGGUAAGAGGAUCAGCCAAGCGAAAUGCGAGGAGUAUAUUUGGCACAUGAAAACUCGAGAUGAGAGACAAAAGAGGCGCAACCUGUGCACACAGUAUCUGCUGAGUCGACCGAAUAAAAUGCCUGUCCUCGCGGCAAUCGGUGGCCAUAUUACAAUACCAGGGGAAUAUCCGCACAUGGGAGCAGUGGGUUGGAAAGCGGCUGGUGGUGGCACGUGGAUAUUUAAAUGUGGCAGUUCUCUUAUCAGUCACAAGUUCCUGCUGACCGCGGGGCACUGCUCCCGCACAUCCAGCAGAGACCCCUCUGUUGAAGACCCGGUGCCGAAAAUAGUUCGCCUUGGGGACAAAAAUAUAGCUGACGUGUUCUCCAACCGCCAACUCCCCACUGACAAGACCAUCUUGAAAAUAACCAAGCAUCCAGAAUACGCCGCACCAAAGAAGUACAACGACAUAGCGAUCAUUGAGCUGGUGGAUGCUAUCACGGACUUUACUGAGCUGAUCCAACCAGCUUGUCUUUGGACCAGCUUUGACACUAGCAGUCUAGGUUAUAAAGCCAACCUUACUGGCUGGGGAGUGAUCGAGACGACUGGUCUCCAAUCGUCUCCCGAGCUUCAGGCAGCGGAGGUGGACAUCAUCGACUCUGGCGUUUGCGACCAGCUUCUGCGGCCGUUUUGCAGCAGGUUGUGGUGUGGUCUUCAGGACGGGCAGAUCUGCGCAGGCAAGCUCGCUGGUGGCGUAGAUGCUUGCCAGGGUGACUCCGGCGGCCCUCUCCAAGUGCGAAUCCCUGGUGUAAACGUCCCCGGACAAGGCACGAUGCACUACGUGAUCGGCGUGACUUCGUUCGGCAUCGGCUGCGCCCGCUCCAACAAGCCGGGCAUCUAUGCCAGGGUGUCGCACUACAUUGGCUGGAUUGAGGAGAUUGUGUGGAAAUAAAAUACUGCGAAAAUUGCA